AUGAAAAGGGAGGUAGAGGCCAGAAGUUGCCUAGCCAAAACCAGCAAAAGAGUCAAAAAUCAAAACCAGAAAAGAAAUACACAUGCGAAAAAUCCACAGACCAAUAGUGAGUCAAAGAAAUCAACAGCAAUACAGAUUUUUGGGCCUCAUUAUUCUACAACUUCUCGCAUUUCUUCUGGUGAAUUUUCUUGUGCCAAAACUUUAAUAGAAUACGACAAUGGCAAAACCUUGGAAAUCAAGGGAGAAACCACCCAAGAUCAACAUAGCGCUUCAAGUAACAGCAACAAUGUCAAGAAUGAUCCGAAGAAAUCAACAGAUAGACCAGAUAGUGCCCCGUAUACUGUUCUCCACUGCAGUGAAUUUUUGGAAUUUGAAACUGUUUUUGUGAAACAAGAGAAGGAAGAGCAAAAUGCCAUUUCUGAGGGAAAUCAAUUAGAUGAACCGUGUAUAACUACUAAAAUUUCAUCUGGCAAUAAUUCUAGUGCCAAGGAUUUACCUUGUUUGAUUGAAUACGACAAUGACGAAUCCUUGGAUAUCAAGGAAGAAGUCAUCCAAGAUCAAGGGACAGUCACUGGACAGAAAUUUGAUGAAAAACAUGAGUGGAAGCAAAAGAAACAGAAAAUUCAUAAAUCAAAACAGGAACCGGAAAAGAAAUACAAAUGCGAAAAGUGUGCUCGAACCUAUAAACAAAAAUAUCAUUUGACUCAACAUAGAAAAUAUGAAUGUAACGUUAUACCAAAGUUUAAUUGUAAUUUCUGUAGCAAACGAUUUGCACAGAAAAGUAGCAUGUUGCGCCACGUGGGUCUUGUACAUCUUAAGACAGACUCAAAGCCGCCGAUAUUGAGGCAUGACUGCGAUAAAUGUUCUCAAAGUUAUCGUUCAGUGAGUGGUUUAAAUCAACAUAAACGUUCAGAUCAUGCAAUCGGAAUACAGUUUAAUUGUGAUAUUUGCGAUUAUAAAACUAAACGCAAGCCUAACUUGUCAAGACAUAUGACUGCAAUGCACCUCCCUAAGUGAUAAUGGAUUUUUACGCGAAACAUCAAUCCUUACGAAAUUGCAAAUAUUAGUUGCGAAAACUAUAAAAACUAUAAAAACUUAUGUUCAAAAUGUAAACUCUUUAUUCUAGAAUUACUUCUGCGCUAAAAUUAGUUCUUCGUAAUGCAGGAUUUUUUCUUAUAUAUUUUGUUUAUUUAGCAAUUAUAUAGUUCAAGAUUGCUGUCUAUUUCCUUUUUGACUUACACGAAUUUAAUAUUUCCUUCUAACGAUUGUGUACGCUGCGUUUUUUUAAUAAUUUAAGCUAAGAAAUGUUUGUUGUA
Messenger RNA from Belonocnema kinseyi, 1316 nucleotides. RefSeq names its product zinc finger protein 184-like. Lineage: Eukaryota; Metazoa; Arthropoda; Insecta; Hymenoptera; Cynipidae. Gene Ontology annotation, biological process: regulation of transcription by RNA polymerase II. The record is from RefSeq and is a predicted model, not a curated record. The coding region runs from base 1 to 1017 and encodes 338 amino acids. The transcript is spliced from 4 exons. Gene Ontology annotation, molecular function: RNA polymerase II cis-regulatory region sequence-specific DNA binding; DNA-binding transcription factor activity.